Nyctereutes procyonoides (raccoon dog) is the source of this 2153-nucleotide messenger RNA. It is a transcript of the gene VPS26C, whose product is annotated as VPS26 endosomal protein sorting factor C. Gene Ontology annotation, biological process: intracellular protein transport. The record is from RefSeq and is a predicted model, not a curated record. The transcript is spliced from 8 exons. The coding region runs from base 76 to 969 and encodes 297 amino acids. Gene Ontology annotation, cellular component: endosome. NCBI's taxonomy places the organism in Eukaryota, Metazoa, Chordata, Mammalia, Carnivora, Canidae.
CGGAGGGGCGGGGCGAGUCGCCGUCCCCGCGGGUCACGCGCGGCCGGAAGUGGCGCCCGCCGCGGAGUGAUCGAAAUGGGCACGUCCCUGGACAUUAAGAUUAAGAGAGCGAACAAGGUGUAUCACGCCGGGGAAGUGCUCUCAGGCGUGGUGGUCAUAUCUGGUAAAGAUUCAAUCCAGCACCAGGGAGUGUCUUUGACAGUGGAAGGAAGCGUGAACCUCCAGCUCAGUGCCAAGAGUGUGGGUGUGUUUGAGGCUUUCUAUAAUUCCGUUAAGCCUAUCCAGAUUAUCAACAGUACCAUCGAAAUGGUGAAGCCAGGCAAGUUUCCCAGUGGCAAGACAGAAAUUCCUUUUGAAUUUCCUCUGCACGUGAAGGGCAACAAAGUUCUGUAUGAGACUUACCACGGCGUGUUCGUCAACAUUCAGUAUACCCUGCGCUGUGACAUGAGGCGGUCUCUGUUGGCCAAGGACUUGACAAAGACCUGCGAAUUCAUCGUUCACUCUGCUCCUCAGAAGGGGAAGCUGACCCCGAGUCCCGUGGACUUCACCAUCACGCCUGAAACCUUGCAGAACGUCAAAGAGAGAGCCUUGCUCCCCAAAUUCCUCAUCCGGGGACAUCUCAACUCUACCAACUGCGUCAUCACGCAGCCGCUGACAGGGGAGCUGGUGGUCGAGAGCUCGGAGGCCGCCAUCAAGAGCAUAGAGCUGCAGCUGGUCCGCGUGGAGACCUGCGGGUGCGCCGAAGGAUACGCCCGAGACGCCACGGAGAUCCAGAACAUCCAGAUCGCCGACGGCGAUGUUUGUCGGGGCCUCUCGGUCCCCAUCCACAUGGUCUUCCCGCGGCUGUUCACCUGCCCCACGCUGGAGACCACCAACUUCAAAGUGGAAUUUGAGGUGAACGUCGUCGUGCUGCUCCACGCGGAUCACCUCAUCACGGAGAACUUCCCGCUGAAGCUCUGCAGGACGUAGCGCGGGCGGGGAGGCCGCGGGAGCCGCAGCCGCGGAGCCGGCCGCGCGGCUCGUGUUCCUGAGGAUUCUGUAUCAGAAACGAACCCGACCCCUCAGAUUACGGCCACUGCUGUCCCUCGUUUCCUUGAGGCGUCUGCGUCCAGGGGGCUCCUCUCGUCAGACCUUUCCUGUAAAGUUCCGCAGGACUUGUCAACCGUUUUUGGCCAGAUCGUGCCGCGGCCAGCAGAAGUCCCUGCCUCCGACCCCCCGGGCCGUUUCAGGGAGCAGUGGAACUGGAACGGCCGCGGGAGCUUGGCCGGGCAGCGGGGUCCUGGGGGCGACAGGGAACCCUCGCCGCCCGAGGUGGCCGAGCCCGCGGCAGCACAGCGGCCUCCGGGCCGCAAACGGUGUUGGCAGGUCCCACCGACGGCCGCAGAGCGAUGGCCGCAGAGCGCAGCCGCUGGAGCCCUGGGGCAUUUUUUCCGCUCUGGUCCGUCGUCCUUUUACAACACGCUUCAUGAUGACUUCAGAACUCGGAGGAACGGGAACACGGCGUCCCUGCUGUCACAGGAGGACCCAGCGGCCGUCCGCACCUGUCGUCGUUGCAUGGCCUGCAUGGCGGGCGGCGGGGCCGGGCAGGAGGUGGAGGCCCGCCCGCACCGGGUGGUGCCGGGAGGAUGCCCGGACCUGCUGCACUGGGCCUGCGCCCCGGCCCCGGGCGCCGAGUGUCAGGUGAAGCCCUGUGGUUCAGUGGAUGCGGAGCCUGCGCAGCCGUUUCUGCGGGGCCACAGCUAACGAGGCGUCGGCUCUGGCGGCCCCGCCUUCCCUGACAGCCCCUGCGCCUGGGCGGGCCCGAGCCAGGCGCCCCCUGGCCCCGCUGGGCCGCCACCAUCCUGGGACAGCGCCCGGUGACGUGUGCCGCCCCCAGCCAACAGACCGACUCGGGCACGGCUCUAUCCCGGGGCCUCGCCCCUGGGACCGAUACAGCUUAUUCACCGAGUCGUUUCCAGUUUGGUUCCCGGAGACUACAUUUCUGGCUUAGGAACCUCCUCUUAGGUUCACAUGACAUUAAUAAUGAUCUGUCUUUGAUGACGUGUUUAGACGUCGGGAACCAAAGAGGCCGUACUUUUCUGGGAGAUUUCAAAGGUAGGAAUCAUUUUUAAUGAAAUAAAAAACACCACCUAAAUGAGAAUUUUGAGAAAAGG